Molecule: messenger RNA, 2896 nt
Organism: Solanum stenotomum
Lineage: Eukaryota; Viridiplantae; Streptophyta; Magnoliopsida; Solanales; Solanaceae
Product: probable glycosyltransferase At5g03795
Exons: 5
Coding region: 139-1962 (607 amino acids)
Molecular function (GO): glycosyltransferase activity
Source: RefSeq, a predicted model, not a curated record
CCAGUGGCUAAAAUACCCUCAACAUAAAUUUUAAAGACAAAAAACUGCUACGUUGUUACCACUUUUUUUACUCACAUUUUCUACUAUGUAGCCAACGCUGAAGCUGAUGAAUUCUGGAAUUGAGUGAUUUGCUUGAACAUGGGAACUGAAGUUCGAUAUGCAAGUUUCUUGGGGACUAAAAGACUAUUAUGGCUAGUGGCAUCCGUUUUUGUUAUGGUUUUGAUCAUUCAAUAUUUCGGAUUUCCAAACAUAUAUGUUGUCCCCUCAUUAUUUUCUUCCAGCAAAGGUCAAGUAGCAUUUUUAGGCAGCUUUCAAUCUGGAGAGUUAUCUGGUAAUUCUAAUAUAUCCGGAAACCUGACGUUUGCUAGUGGUUUGAACACUACUGCCUCAAAUGUUGUUCAUGAAGGAACAGCCAAAACUGAGCUGUCAAAGACAAAUGAUGCAACCGUUGAAGACUCUAAUGCUACCAUGAUUGAAGAUACUGAAAUUGAAGACAAAUUUCCACUGCAGGUUGCUUUUGGUUAUGAAUUUGUUAUGCCAACAUCUGAAAAUAAUUUUGUACUAGAUAAGCCAGGUAAAUACGACAUAGCUCACGGAGUGGCAAGAAAUGAAACGAUAGACGACAAUCCUAUAAUCACAACCGCUGCACCUUUGGCAAUGGUUAUCUCUCCUUUGACAUCUUCCAUCCAAAACCAAUCAACAGAUCAUUCUUGCCUGAGGAAUAUUCCUGCUGUGAUUGAAAGGUCUGACCGAGCAAGAAAAAGUGUGGCAUCAAUAUCUCAAAUGAAUUCUAUGCUGCAAGAAAGUCAAACUUCAUUUUGUUCAAUGAAACCACGAUGGUCCUCGGUUGUAGAUCAAGAACUAUUACGUGCAAAAUAUCUAAUCGAGAAUGCGCCUCUCUUAAAGAGUGAGCCUGGAUUAUAUGCCCCUCUAUUUAGAAAUCUGUCCAUGUUUAAAAGGAGUUAUGAAUUGAUGGAGAAGACACUCAAGGUUUACAUCUAUGCUGAAGGGGAAAGACCCAUAUUCCACUCUGGACCUCUCAAUGGAAUAUAUGCUUCAGAGGGAUGGUUCAUAAAGCUGCUUCAAGAAAACAAAGGAUUUGUUACUAAGAACCCCAAGAAAGCUCACUUAUUUUAUUUGCCGAUAAGUUUCCGAUUACUAAAGUUGACAUUGUACGUGCCUGAUUCUCACAACCGUACAAAUAUAAUGCAUUUUUUAAGUAACUAUGUUGAUAUGAUCGCGCAAAAGUAUCGUUUCUGGAAUAGAACAGAUGGAGCUGACCAUUUUAUUGUUGCCUGUCAUGACUGGGCCCCUGCGGUGACGGAUGAAAUUAUGAGUAAUUGCAUAAGAUCCUUAUGCAAUGCUGACCUGAGAGGUGGCUUCCAGUUUGGUAAAGAUGUUUCUCUACCACAACCGAACAUUCGCUCGAGUAUGAACCCUCUUGCUGAUCUUGGAGGAAAACCAGCUUCCAAACGGCGUACCCUUGCUUUCUUUGCUGGACAUAUGCAUGGUUAUCUCCGCCCUAUACUACUGAAGCACUGGGAAAACAGAGAUCCUGACAUGAGGAUUUAUGGUGGAAUAACUAAGGCAAGCUAUUUACGGUACAUGAAGAGUAGCAAGUACUGCAUAUGUGCAAGAGGUUCUCAAGUCAACUCUCCUAGAGUGGUAGAAGCUAUUUACUAUGGAUGUAUCCCGGUGAUCUUAUCCGAUAACUAUGUGCCCCCGCUCUUUGAGACUCUAAACUGGGAAUCUUUUGCUGUAUUUGUCCAGGAGAAGGAUAUCCCAAAUUUGAAAAACAUACUUCUGUCCAUUUCGGAUAAGAAAUAUAAGCAGAUGCAUGGAAGAGUUAAGCAGGUGCAACAACAUUUUCUCUGGCACAUUAAGCCUUCUAAAUAUGAUGUUUUUCACAUGAUACUCCAUUCAGUUUGGCACAACCGAGUUUUUGGAAUAAGAGCUAGGUAAUAAAUGUAGAUAUACACUAGAGGUUGUAGACUUGAUGAAAUAAUAAAUGGUGUACAUUAGAUAUACAGUAUGUUCCAUUUUUGCUUCACUUUUAGCUUGUGUGGUACAUAAACAACAGAUUGGUGUUCUUAUAAGAUGUAUGAAGAGUUCCGUGGCUUUUAGUAUGUCAAUGUUUCACCAUGUGACUAUUGCGGCCUGGUUGAAUUGAUCUAUUUAUGUUAGUAAGCGGCGGGAUGAACCUUAUGAGUGAGACUUUUUGGUAACAUCCUUGUCCCAUAUUCCAAUUCCAAAGAGAGAGACUAAAGAGUAAGGAAGCAAAAGAGUGGCAUUUAAUGUUUACUGAUUGUGUUGUGGAAAUGAAAAUGUGAGCUACAGCUGAUAAUCAGAAGUUCCUUUCAAGUGAACACUGCAAUUUGGAUUGGAUGCACAUGUGACACAUGACACGGGCAUGCAGAUGAGGGUGGGUCGAGAAGGAGGACUUACAGGGUUCCAAGUUGGAAAGCUUCUUAAAAAAGGGUGCAUUUGAUACUUAGGCAAAUGCCACAUCAGGAAGGAGAUCAAAGUGAAGUGCUAUAUAAGACAGAUCACAAAUUCACAUGGUAUGCAUGUUUUUGGGGUCGAUAUGAGAGAGCCUAAAUAGGAAAAAUAAGAAUAGGAGUACAUACACUGCACCUCUCAUUUGCUGCUAGUCUAAAGUUACACUUAAUUGUGUAAGGAAUGCAGAAAGUCUCCAAAACGAUGAGAAUUUUGUUUGAUGUUUUGCAUGAUUACGAGAAGAAGAGGCCUAACGUGAUGAAGAACAGCUUGUCAAUAUAGCCAGGAUAACUGCCUAGCAUAGCAACCCCACAAGGGAAAUUAAGAAAUAAUACCCUUGUGGGAGGAGCGGUAUGUAGGCAAGUCAUCCUUGGCUAAUAAACAAAGACUCUUCACUUCA